CUUCCAACUCAGGUGAGUGCAUCGACUUUGAUAUAUUAAUAUUGCUUAAGUAAUGGAUGUUCUAUGCAGUUGUAACAGUUAAGGCUAGUUUACCUCUUUAGUAUGAUCUGCAUUCAUAUUUUCUUUUAAAGCUUCCUGAGUGUUACCAUAGGUAUUGUACAGUGUUUUAAAUUGUUUUAAAUCUACUACACUAUAUUUAACAAGCCUCUCUGUAAUUAAAGAUAUUGCAAAAUUAGAACUCAUAUUGGACAUAUCAAAUAUAGUGAAAUAAACAGGACUAACUGCCCAUACUUUCCACUCUUUGCACAAAAUGUUAUGAUAAGACCACACAGAAUGUAGCACAAUAAGAUAUCAAAUAAAUUAUAUGCAUGGAUUUAAGAAAUGAAAAUAUUUUUGUGUAAGAUUAUGGACUAAUGCUUGAUAGUUUAUUAACAGGAUCAAGAGAACAGACCUGACUGUUUACCGUCUUCUCUUGGGAUCGGCAAAGGUAAAUGAAUGUCUAUUUCAUUCAUGAGCCAAAAGUUCCAAAAAAGCACCUCACCGAGUAACAAACAGCAUAUCAACAUUUAGUUUAAUAAAGAGCAGGGAUAAUUUGUAUGCAUUCCCCUCAACAAAUUACCAACAGUGUAUCAACAUUUAGUGUAAUAAAGAAUGGAGAGAUUUUGUACAUAUGCCCUCUUUUCAGAAACUUAAGGUGCCACCAUGAGCACAGACGCAGAGAUGGAGGCCUAUGGCAAGGCAGCCAUAUUCCUCCGAAAACCUGAGAAAGAGAGGAUUGAGGCCCAGACUGCACCGUUUGAUGCCAAAACAGCCUAUUUUGUGACUGAUGUAGAGGACAUGUAUGUGAAAGGGAAACUCACCAAACGAGAGGGUGGUAAGGCCACAGUUGACACAGUGACAGGAAAGGCAAGUAUGAUCAUUACUAAACUGUAUAUUCAUUCACAUAUGAAUGGCAGACUAGCUGACCAGUGGUCAAAGGAUAGCUCUUUAAUGUUACUCUAUAGGUCCUCUAAGUAAUAUUAAACAAGAUGAAAACAUACAACUACCUUACUUAAUUGUUUUGGGUUUUUUUCUUUCUUGUAUGCCCUAUUUAGACCGUCACUGUAAAAGAAGAUGACAUCCAUCCCAUGAAUCCUCCAAAGUUCGACAAAAUUGAGGACAUGGCCAUGAUGACCCACCUCAAUGAACCUGCUGUGCUGUAUAACCUCAAAGAGCGUUUUGCAUCAUGGAUGAUCUACGUAAGCCUAAAUCUUCUAACUGGAUUUGCUUGUGUCUGUAAAGCACGUGCAUUACACCCGACAAUGUUCCUAUCUUUUGUGCCACAGACCUACUCUGGGUUGUUCUGUGUCGUCGUGAAUCCCUACAAGUGGCUUCCAGUGUACGAUGCUCAGGUUGUUGGGGCAUACAGAGGCAAAAAGAGGAUUGAGGCUCCACCCCACAUCUUCUCCAUCUCUGACAAUGCCUAUCAGUUCAUGCUCACUGGUAUGAUUUCAGUUACCUAAAAGUUGUAUUAGAGUGAUGAUGCAAAAAGGCUGUGGUUAAACAAUAAAUGUUGUUUUUAUAUGCUAAUUUUUCAGAUCGUGAGAACCAGUCUGUCCUCAUCACGUAAGUAUAACACAUUAUGUCAAUACAACUCUUCAAGAAUUUUAUGACAUACUAGCAAAGCGAAUAAAAGUUUUGUCUUCAUUCCCAAGUGGAGAAUCUGGUGCAGGAAAGACUGUCAACACCAAGCGUGUCAUCCAGUACUUUGCAACAAUUGCAGUGGCUGGAGCUGGAUCUAAGAAGGCUGAGCAAGGGUCUGGAAAAAUUCAGGUAAAGUUUGUGCCUUCUAACAAUCUUCUCAACUGUUGAAUUUUGAUGAAUUAUUUUUAUAUAGCUUUUACAAUGCCUCCUUGUAGGGCUCGCUGGAAGAUCAAAUCAUUGCAGCCAACCCUCUGCUAGAGGCCUAUGGUAAUGCCAAAACUGUGAGGAAUGACAACUCCUCUCGCUUUGUACGUAUUCUUGUUAUGAAUCUUCACACAACUUUCUUAGUUUCUGCUCACAAGUCUUGAAGUAACUUUUUUUUAUGAUGUUUAGGGUAAAUUCAUCCGUAUCCACUUUGGCUCUACUGGCAAGCUGGCUUCAGCUGACAUUGAAACUUGUAAGAAUUUUUUUUUCUCAUUUUUGGUUGGAAAGUUAGUACUGUACACAUUUCAAUGUUAUACUCACCAUUAUUUCUUUACAUUUUUUCUGUACUCUAAGAUCUGCUGGAGAAGUCCCGUGUCACCUUCCAGUUGUCUGCUGAGAGGAGCUACCAUAUCUUCUACCAGCUGAUGACAGGCCACAAGCCUGAGCUCCUGGGUAUAAUUCUACAAGAUAAAAACAUGAUCUGAGACGAAUAUUGUGAGAAAAAGAGUCUUUUUUAGCUUAAGUAUUUCCUCUAAUGUCUUUCAGAGGCCCUUCUGAUCACCACCAACCCCUAUGACUACCCAAUGAUCAGCCAGGGUGAAAUCACUGUCAAGAGCAUCAAUGAUAUUGAGGAGUUCAUUGCUACAGAUGUAAGUUUACACUAUUUUGUACAUUACUAGAAGAUAAAUAAAUGUCAAACCUUUUCACUAAAUUUUUCUUGUAUUAUUAGACUGCCAUUGACAUCUUGGGCUUCAGUGGAGAAGAAAAAGUUGCCAUUUACAAGUUGACUGGUGCUGUGAUGCAUCAUGGGAACAUGAAAUUUAAGCAGAAGCAGCGUGAGGAGCAGGCUGAGCCUGAUGGCACUGAGGGUAAUUGUGUUUUAAGUGCAAAAUAAUUUAUAAAUGCAAUAUAAGAAAGUAGACACAAAAAGCCCCUCACCCCACAACCCAAUGGAGUUAACUUACACAGCAAGAAUGGAAUCACAGCUUAAUCACGCCUCUGUGGCAGGAGGUAAUAUUGAUUGCAUAUUUCAAACUUAUUCAUCCAUUUCUUCAUUUAUUUAAUUAUUAUUUUAGUCAGUCAGUAUAUUACAAACGGCUACCAAGAGACAACCCCGAAAAGUCUAUUGUCUGUACACAAUUAGUGAUGUAGAGGGAUAAAAUUAAUUAACUUAUUCAUUCCAGUUUACAGUGAUCCCUUAAUAUUCAACUGAAAACUGAAUUUAGUGUACAAGAUUGUGAGUACAGGCAGUGAACAUCAAGUGAGCCGCCAGUUAAUGGCUACAAACCUUUUAUUCACAGUUGAAAUAACAAAUUUAGUGGUGAUAAGUAAUCUUAAUAAUCUGAUAGCUUAUACUGUUGCUUUAAUGUGUUGACAGUGUUUGUCUGAAUUCCAGUUUAUUUCUCUAUAUAAAUGGAGAUAUUUUUCCUUACUCUUAGUGGCUGAUAAAAUCGCUUACCUCAUGGGCUUGAACUCAGCUGAUAUGUUGAAGGCUCUGUGCUACCCAAGAGUCAAGGUCGGAAAUGAGAUGGUGACCAAAGGUCAGACCGUCCCACAGGUAAAAGGGCAAAAUUUUGUUUAAAAAUUUCAAAUAAAAAAAAUUGCAUUUCUAUAAGACAUUUUUCAGGAAAUUAUCUUACAAACAUUCCUUCUUCCAGGUCAACAAUGCUGUCAGUGCUCUGUGCAAGAGUGUCUAUGAGAAAAUGUUCUUGUGGAUGGUCAUCCGUAUCAAUGAGAUGCUGGACACAAAGCAACCAAGACAGUUCUUCAUUGGCGUCUUGGAUAUUGCUGGUUUUGAGAUCUUUGACGUGAGUAGUUGGAAAACAUUCAACAGUUUUCAACUUAAAUCCUGAUUUGCCAUCAAGCUAAAUCCUUUUUAAUUACAGUACAACAGCUUGGAGCAGCUCUGCAUCAACUUCACCAAUGAGAAACUGCAACAGUUCUUCAACCACCACAUGUUCGUCCUGGAGCAAGAGGAGUACAAGAAGGAGGGCAUUGAUUGGGAGUUCAUUGACUUUGGUAUGGACUUAGCUGCCUGCAUUGAGCUUAUUGAGAAGGUAAGACAAAUUUAGAAUGAAGGACUGCAAUCUUUUUUUUCUGAAAGCACCUGUAAUUUUGAAACUUCCUUUCAGCCAAUGGGCAUCUUCUCCAUCCUUGAAGAGGAGUGCAUGUUCCCCAAGGCUACAGAUGCUUCUUUCAAGAACAAGCUGCAUGAUCAGCAUCUUGGCAAGACCAAGGCCUUUGAAAAGCCCAAACCAGCAAAGGGCAAAGCUGAGGCUCACUUCUCCUUGGUUCACUAUGCUGGUACAGUAGACUACAAUAUCACUGGCUGGCUGGACAAGAACAAGGACCCUCUGAAUGACUCUGUUGUUCAGCUCUACCAGAAGUCUUCCAACAAACUGCUGGCCAUGCUUUAUGCAACCCAUGCUGCAGCUGAUGGUAGGAAACUAAUACCGGGACUCCUUAGUGUAAAUUCAGUAGUUCAUUUAAUCACAUAUUCUGAUGUACUUGAACAUAGAAUUUGGAGUUACAAGUUUCCUGUUAUUAUCUUUGUCAAUACAGAAGGUGCUGGUGGUGGCAAGAAAGGUGGCGGAAAGAAGAAGGGUGGUUCCUUCCAGACUGUGUCUGCUCUCUUUAGGGUAUGUUUAGAGUUCAAAAUAUAUUAAAUCUAGCAUUACAUGAAAUAUAAUAUUUGAAACUACUGUUUCAAACAAAAACAUUUUGUCCCAUAGGAGAACUUGGGCAAGCUGAUGACCAACUUAAGGAGCACCCAUCCUCACUUUGUGCGCUGCUUGAUUCCCAAUGAAACUAAGACCCCAGGUUUGGUCCUGCAGUGGGUUCUUCUAUUUUAUAUUUCCCUCUAAAAGAGCAACUUUGCCUUUAACACAAGCAAUGUGUACAAUGUGCAGGUCUUAUGGAGAACCACCUGGUCAUCCACCAGCUGAGGUGUAACGGUGUGCUGGAGGGCAUCAGAAUCUGCAGAAAGGGCUUCCCCAGCAGAAUCCUCUAUGGUGACUUCAAGCAGAGGUAACUUUUCAAUUUAAAAUCAUGAGAUUGAGAAAUGGCAAAGGUGCAAAGUUAAUAUAUUAAAAAUGUUGUUUAUUAAUCUUUUAGAUACAAAGUAUUGAAUGCCAGUGUCAUCCCUGAGGGUCAGUUCAUUGACAACAAGAAAGCUUCUGAGAAGCUGCUGGGCUCCAUCGAUGUGGACCACACUCAGUACAAGUUUGGACACACUAAGGUUCAUUUUCAUGGAUAUCAAUAUUGUAGUAGUUGUGCUACAUGUAGUAUAUUGGUGUGCUUAUUUUAUUAUUGGUGAAACUACACAGGUGUUCUUCAAAGCCGGUCUGCUGGGUACACUGGAGGAGAUGAGAGAUGACAAACUGGCUACGCUGGUGACCAUGACUCAGGCUCUCUGCAGAGGAUACCUCAUGCGUAAAGAGUUUGUGAAGAUGAUGGAGAGGAGGUAGGGUUUCUGAACACUGACAUUUUUUUUGUUUGAAUGCUUCAUUUGGUAUGUGAAAUUGUUUCUUUAAUUAAUGUUGUGAAUGUUGGAAGUAUUUUUUCAGUAAUGCACCUGCUGUUGUUUUAUCAGAGAUGCAAUCUUCACUAUCCAGUACAACAUCAGAUCCUUUAUGAAUGUGAAGAAUUGGCCAUGGAUGCACCUGUACUUCAAGAUCAAGCCUCUCCUAAAGAGUGCUGAGACUGAGAAAGAGCUGGCCCAGAUGAAAGAGAAUUACGGCAAAAUGCAGUCAGACCUGGCUACUGCCCUGGCCAAGAAGAAGGAACUUGAGGAGAAGAUGGUUUCUCUGUUGCAGGAAAAAAAUGACCUGCAACUGCAAGUAGCAGCUGUGAGUUAAAUGGAAAAGAUAUAAUUAUGGACAUUACAUACCCUUCAAUCUGAAGUGUUUCUUUAUAAAGUAACUCAUGAUCAUUUUUUUAAAUAACCUUAAUCAACACAAAUUAUGUUCAUGAUUAAAUUGUAGGAAGGUGAGAACCUUUCUGAUGCUGAAGAAAGAUGUGAGGGACUUAUCAAGAGCAAGAUCCAGCUCGAGGCCAAACUCAAAGAGACGACUGAGAGACUGGAGGAUGAAGAGGAAAUGAAUGCUGAGCUGACUGCCAAGAAGAGGAAACUGGAGGACGAAUGCUCUGAGCUCAAGAAAGACAUUGAUGACUUGGAGCUCACCUUGGCCAAAGUGGAGAAGGAGAAACAUGCCACAGAAAACAAGGUUCACAUAGCUUAAUUUGUUCUGAUGCAAAACAGCAAUCUUCGCAUGGAGGCGUGCCAAUUGUUUAUUGGCAAAAGGUAGAUGUAACAAAGCAUUUAUUUUUAGGUGAAAAACCUGACAGAGGAGAUGGCAUCUCAAGAUGAGGCCAUUGCCAAGUUAACAAAGGAGAAGAAAGCCCUCCAAGAGAGCCACCAGCAAACUCUGGAUGAUCUCCAAGCAGAGGAAGACAAGGUCAACUCUCUGACCAAGGCCAAGACCAAGCUGGAACAGCAAGUGGACGAUGUAAGACAGUAACUGCUUUUGUGGUUUGACCCAUUAUUACAUGAAUGACUCUUGGCAUUAUUAUCUCUCUUAAGAUGAACUUCAGUUAAUUGUCAUAACUCUAAUUUGACAGCUUGAAGGAUCUCUGGAACAAGAGAAGAAGCUCCGCAUGGACCUUGAGAGGGCAAAGAGGAAGCUUGAGGGAGAUCUGAAACUGGCCCAGGAAUCCAUAAUGGAUCUGGAAAAUGACAAACAGCAAUCUGAGGAAAAACUCAAAAAGUGAGAUGAAAAAUGUUGAUUAAAUUCCCAAUAUCAAAUGUAAAUGUCAUUAAAAAAACAUUAUAUUGAUUCUUGAUGUUUUGCACAUCAAGGAAAGACUUUGAGACCAGCCAGCUCCUCAGCAAGAUUGAGGAUGAACAGUCCCUUGGUGCCCAGCUUCAGAAAAAGAUCAAGGAGCUCCAGGUACAUCUUUGACUUACACAGUGGACCCAGGAUGAUAUAUACAAUACAUUACUCUCCAUUUAGUAAGCCUCUUUGAUAUAUUGUCAUCAACAACUAGGCUCGUAUUGAGGAGCUGGAGGAGGAGAUCGAGGCUGAGAGAGCUGCUCGGGCUAAGGUGGAGAAGCAGAGGGCUGAUCUCUCCAGGGAGCUUGAGGAGAUCAGCGAGAGGCUUGAGGAAGCUGGUGGAGCAACAGCUGCCCAGAUUGAGAUGAACAAGAAGCGUGAGGCUGAGUUCCAGAAGCUGCGUCGUGAUCUUGAAGAGUCCACCCUUCAGCAUGAAGCUACCGCUGCAGCUCUGCGCAAGAAGCAGGCUGACAGUGUUGCAGAGCUGGGAGAGCAGAUCGACAAUCUCCAGCGUGUCAAACAGAAGCUGGAGAAAGAGAAGAGCGAGUACAAGAUGGAGAUUGACGACCUCUCCAGCAACAUGGAGGCUGUUGCCAAAGCAAAGGUAUGCACUAUGCACUGUGACAGCAACAGAGUUUGCAAUUUCCAAGUGGUAUAUUCACUACAUCAAGAUAAUUCCAUUUACAUGUCAACUACAGGGCAAUCUGGAGAAAAUGUGCCGUACACUUGAAGAUCAAUUAAGUGAAAUUAAGUCCAAAAAUGAUGAGAACGUCCGCCAGCUAAAUGACCUGAGUGCACAGAGGGCAAGACUGCAAACAGAGAAUGGUCAGUAACCAGUAGUGUGAAUGAACUUAUGUUGCACUACAUCCAAAAUGUUAGUUGUGGUAACAUUUGUUUACUUUCCAAAGGUAAAUUCCCUUUGCUUCUAACUUUGACUUAAUGUUUUGUAUUAUAAUUGUAAAUCAGUUGUGAGUUAUUGUAAAUUAUUUGGGUUCAUGUAUGGAAAGUAGGGCAGCGUUCCUUAUUAAAUUGUUACCAUUGUUGUUUCAGGUGAGUUCACUCGGCAGAUUGAGGAGAAGGAAGCCCUCAUUUCCCAGCUCACCAGAGGCAAACAGGCUUACACACAGCAGAUUGAGGAGCUUAAAAGACAUAUUGAGGAGGAAGUGAAGGUACGGGAACUUUAUGUGUUUUAUCUCAUAACUUACAAUGCGUAAUCUGAGAUAUACUUUAGAUGGUUAUACCAAUGAUUACAGACUGUCAUGACAAAUGAGGCCAUGGCAUUAACUUAUUUCCAACUGUAUAAAAAAUUACAGAGUAAUUUCUAGUAUGUUCAAGAAUGCUCAGUGUUUUGUAUCUUAACUCUGUCAUGAUAAUUAGUUUGGCUUGGACAAUGAUUUUUUUAUUAUCAUAAAUUUAUAGGCCAAGAACGCCCUGGCCCAUGCUGUUCAGUCAGCACGCCAUGACUGUGAUCUUCUCAGAGAGCAGUUUGAGGAGGAGCAGGAGGCCAAGGCUGAGCUGCAGAGGGGAAUGUCAAAGGCUAACAGUGAGGUGGCUCAGUGGAGAUCCAAAUAUGAGACCGAUGCUAUUCAGCGCACUGAGGAGCUGGAGGAGGCAAAGUACAUCAAACAUUUUUGACUACUUUUGUAAGAUUUUUUUUAAGAGUCCACUUGAACACAAACAAAACCUUAUUCAUUUCAGGAAAAAGCUUGCCCAGCGUCUGCAGGAUGCUGAGGAAUCCAUUGAGGCUGUGAACUCCAAGUGUGCCUCACUGGAGAAGACCAAGCAGAGGCUGCAGGGUGAGGUGGAGGACCUCAUGAUUGACGUAGAGAGAGCUAAUGCUCUGGCUGCCAACCUUGACAAGAAGCAGAGGAACUUUGAUAAGGUAUUAGAGUGUGAAAUAAACUUCACACAAUGUUAGGCUACUCCCCCUCACCCAAAAAAAUAUGGACGUAAUAUUUUGAAUUAAUCUGUAUCUUUCAAGGUUCUGGCAGAAUGGAAACAGAAGUAUGAGGAGAGUCAAGCAGAGCUUGAAGGAGCCCAGAAGGAGGCUCGCUCUCUUAGUACUGAACUGUUCAAGAUGAAGAACUCGUAUGAGGAGGCUCUGGAUCACCUUGAGACCAUGAAGAGAGAGAACAAGAACCUCCAGCGUAUGACAUCUCACAACUUACAUUCAAGAACUGUACUAAUAAUCGUGACAUUCAAAGAAUCUGACUUCAUCUGUUUUGUAUUUUAUCUGUAGAGGAAAUCUCAGAUCUGACUGAACAGAUUGGAGAAACUGGAAAAAGCAUCCAUGAACUGGAAAAAGCCAAGAAGGCUGUUGAAAGUGAGAAGGUUGAAAUCCAGACUGCCCUUGAGGAAGCUGAGGUAUUUGACAAUCUAUUUCAGUUUUCCAUGCUCUGUGUAAUUUCAAUGAGUUUUACGAUGUGCAUAUAUUUAAUACUAGAAGUUAUGUUAGUCCCAAACUUAGCUGAGUUCUCUUCCAGGGUACACUGGAGCAUGAAGAAUCCAAGAUUCUUCGUGUUCAGCUUGAGCUCAACCAGAUCAAGGGUGAGGUUGACAGGAAGAUGGCAGAGAAAGAUGAGGAGAUGGAGCAGAUCAAGAGGAACAGCCAGAGGGUGAUGGACUCCAUGCAGAGCACUCUUGAUUCUGAGGUCAGGAGCAGGAAUGAUGCCCUGAGAGUCAAGAAGAAGAUGGAGGGUGACCUGAAUGAGAUGGAGAUUCAGCUGAGCCAUGCUAACAGGCAGGCUGCUGAGGCCCAGAAACAACUGAGGAAUGUCCAGGGACAACUCAAGGUGAGUUUUACAUCAUUUUAGGUGAAAAUUUUCAUGAGAAAUAGAAAAAAAAACUUGGUAUAUUUAUUCUUCUAAUGUUUUCAGGAUGCCCAACUUCAUCUUGAUGAUGCCAUCAGAGGACAGGAGGACAUGAAGGAGCAGGCUGCCAUGGUGGAGCGCAGAAAUGGUCUGAUGCUGGCUGAGAUUGAGGAGCUGAGAGCUGCUCUGGAGCAGACAGAGAGAGGACGCAAAGUGGCUGAGCAGGAGUUGGUUGAUGCCAGUGAGCGUGUUGGACUGCUCCACUCUCAGGUUGACAUUUCUCUAUCAAAAAGUUAAGCAUCUGAAUAUGACUGGAACAAAGUUAUUAAACACUGCUGUUCUCUAUCAUUCAGAACACCAGUCUUCUGAACACCAAGAAGAAGCUGGAAGGUGAUCUGGUCCAAGUUCAGAGUGAGGUGGAUGAUGCUGUUCAGGAGGCCAGAAAUGCUGAGGAGAAAGCCAAAAAGGCUAUCACUGAUGUGAGUUUGUGUUAAAGUCUUCUUUCUGUGUAGUCAACCACAAAAUUUUAACACACUAUCAAAAAGUUAACCCUGUUAUUCUGACCCAUCAACCUCUCAGGCUGCCAUGAUGGCUGAGGAACUGAAGAAGGAGCAGGACACCAGUGCUCACCUGGAGAGAAUGAAGAAGAACCUGGAGGUCACUGUCAAGGACCUGCAGCACCGUCUGGAUGAGGCUGAGAACCUCGCCAUGAAGGGUGGCAAGAAGCAGCUCCAGAAACUGGAGUCCAGGGUAUGCACCUUAGGAUAAAGUGUGUUUAAAAGCUUCCUUCAUGCUUCCAAAGAUCUCUUUACAUGCAUUUAAACCCUUUCAUUAAACUUGGGUUGUUUUUUACCAAAUCACAGGUUCGUGAGCUGGAAGGUGAAGUUGAAGGAGAGCAGAGACGUGGUGCUGAUGCUAUUAAAGGUGUCCGCAAAUAUGAAAGAAGAGUGAAGGAGCUGACCUACCAGGUAUAAAACUCAAAGGACCAUGACAAGUCUUUGACUCGUGGACUUUAUUAAUCCAUAUUAGAUGUAAUGUUGAAAGUGUCUAUAAUUCAGAGUUUCCCUUGAGGUUACCAUAUAUUUCAGGGUAAGAUUUUUUUUAUGCUCAUACACACUAGAUUAAAGGUUUUUUUUUUUCAGAUUGUAUCUUUGGUCCAAUUAAAUAAAUAAAGUAGGAUCUAUUUUUCUUGAUAGGACAAAUAAUUUUUUUUUAAGAGACACAGCCACACAGCAUAAUGUCCAUCUCUAUCUGCAAUGCAUGUUGUAUUUUUUGCAUUUGCAAUGUGUGUUAGUUUAGUGUCUAGUGUUAGUUUUCACAGUUAUGGCAAACUGUAGUGACACACAUUUAAAUUAUUUAGAUAAUUCUUUUUGUUUCUGCUUUGAUACACCACAAGUGACUGAUCUUUACCCUUGCAGACUGAAGAAGACAAGAAGAAUGUGACCAGGCUCCAGGAUCUGGUUGACAAGCUGCAACUCAAAGUCAAGGCUUACAAGAGACAGGCUGAGGAGGCUGUAAGUACACAGUUAAAAAAUAUAUAUACGUACAUUCAUUUGGGUGAAUGACACCAAAACAACUAAAUCAACAAAAUGCUAAACCUCUCACAGGAGGAACAAGCCAACACUCACAUGUCCAGGCUGAGGAAGGUUCAGCAUGAGAUGGAGGAAGCUCAGGAGCGCGCUGACAUUGCGGAGUCUCAGGUCAACAAGCUGAGAGCCAAGAGCCGUGAUGUUGGGAAGGUAAUUCUCACAUUUUCUUGACAAAGAUAUGUACUAUAAAUAAAAUUUAUAACAAGUGUCAGUGAGGUGAAGUAAUAAUGCUGACGAAAACUUAAGAUAUCUGAGAAAUUAUUCACAUCUUAUCUCAAAUUGUUUAACUAUUUUUUCCACCAAUAUAUGAUUCAAAUAAAUUAAUGUAUACCUUCUAUCUCUUGUCUCUUAGGGAAGUGACUCUGCAGAAUGAACUACAAGACCCAACUAAGGCAUCUGGAUGGAGUUCAUACAAUAUGGACCACUGAAAAUGUCUUAAUAAAUCAUCAAUAAAUUAAAAAAAAUCUGUG
Xyrichtys novacula (pearly razorfish) is the source of this 11588-nucleotide messenger RNA. The record is from the annotation of a GenBank genome assembly. Lineage: Eukaryota; Metazoa; Chordata; Actinopteri; Labriformes; Labridae.